UCAACAUUGCCAUCGCGGGCUUUUCUCGAUCGCCUCUGCCUCCUCAGCGCGCUCGUCUCUCCAGGAGCUACUAUCGCUGUACAAACAGCAAAUGCACAGUGAAGAAAAAAGUUGAAGGCUCUUCUAAAGAUCCAGCUAUUGUGAUCACGACUUAUGAAGGCCAGCACUGUCACCAUUCUAUUGGAUUCCCUAGAGGUGGAUUAAUCAGUCAUGAAGCUGCCUUUGCAAGCUCGUUGACUCCUUCAGCCUCACAGUUAUAUUUCCCAAGAGUACAAUUUCCUCAACAAGGUUCAUCUAGUGCACCAAAAUCGUACUAGGUUCCAAGAGAACCCAACGUGCUAGCUGAGCCAAAUCCACAGCGUCCCACUGAUGAAGGACUCCUUGGCGACAUUGUACCCCCUGGAAUGCGCAAUCAAUGACAAAGUUGGGUACUCGUGAUUUUGCAAAAGAGCAAAUGGCCAUAAGGGAGAAAGCAUUCUCAAUUAUAACGGAAGUUUUCAAGAGGCAUGGUGCCACUGCCCUGGAUACUCCUGCCUUUGAAUUGGGAGAAACUCUGAUGGGAAAGUAUGGGGAUGAUUCAAAGUUGAUUUAUGAUCUUGCUGACCAGGGUGGGGAGCUUUGUUCAUUGCAGUAUGACUUAACUGUCUCGUUUGCUAGAUAUGUGGCCAUGAAUAAUGGUAUUACAUCAUUUAAAAGGUAUCAGAUAACAAAGGUUUAUAGAAGGGAUAACCCUUCUAAGGGAAGUGAUGGCAGGAUUAAAGUGGUUGGGGGCAACAACAUUGAAGGUUUUCUUUUGUCUCCCAAGCAGUUGCCAUUCAAAAACUUAGAGGUCAAUGGGACAAUAAGACUCUAAAGAAAGCAACUGCUGUCUUGGAGUACAUGAACAGUUUUAUGACUAUAUAUAAUGUUUUGUUAUACAUUUUUGAAUAGUAUAUAUGAUUGUUAAAGUAUUACUUUUAGUUGAAUAUCUUUUUUG
This is a messenger RNA of Diospyros lotus (date-plum), 976 nucleotides long. Its product is annotated as histidine--tRNA ligase, cytoplasmic-like. Lineage: Eukaryota; Viridiplantae; Streptophyta; Magnoliopsida; Ericales; Ebenaceae. Gene Ontology annotation, biological process: mitochondrial translation. Gene Ontology annotation, cellular component: mitochondrion. The transcript has 6 exons. Bases 416 to 853 code for a protein of 145 amino acids. The record is from RefSeq and is a predicted model, not a curated record.